Molecule: messenger RNA, 1929 nt
Organism: Exophiala spinifera
Lineage: Eukaryota; Fungi; Ascomycota; Eurotiomycetes; Chaetothyriales; Herpotrichiellaceae
Exons: 9
Coding region: 1-1929 (642 amino acids)
Biological process (GO): mRNA processing; nuclear-transcribed mRNA poly(A) tail shortening
Cellular component (GO): PAN complex; P-body
Molecular function (GO): poly(A) binding; metal ion binding
Source: RefSeq, a predicted model, not a curated record
AUGGCUACUGCACUCAAGAACAAUGUCGAAGAUACAAAGCAGCCCGCUUCGUCUCCUCGGCUCAAGAGUCGAGAAAAUGCAAAAGAUACGCUGUGCCGCAAUGUUACAAUCUAUGGCAAAUGCCGCUACGAAGACAAAGGAUGCGCCUUUAGUCAUAACAUAGACAAGCAAGCGGUGGAUAGCGGACACAAUGAGAGCCAACCGAAGAAGUCCUUAAACGUGGAAUCACCCAGCUUUACGCCCUCAUUCUUGUCCCCAAAUGGUACCAGUGCAAGCGUUAAGAAGGCUCCUGGAAUCUCUCCCAAGGCGGCAAGCGCUGCCCCCUUCAUGCCGAAAGCCAUCAUUUCUCGUUCCUCCAAUGCUACUCCUCUACGUCAAGAAGCAAGGACUCCAGACUGGGCGGUGGCUAAUGUGCAAGAAUUCGUACCCCGUGCCACUCCAGAUCAACACAUGGCAAACGAAAAUGAGAUCCCUGUCACCCAGGCAUUUGACUCCUUCCAACCUACGAAUGCAUCUAAUCCCUAUCUCGAUCCUAGCAUAAAUGGAGCAGCUUUCUAUUCUGGGGGCCCUGAGUUCCAGCAACCCGUACAAUAUCACCAAUAUGCGCCUAUCGGGCCGUUCAGCGCAAAUCUCGCUCCCUAUCAACGUACCGUACAUGAUCUAUUUAUCCCUAACGACCUACGGGAGGAAAUCCAAAAGAAAGCCGCUGCAACUCUUCAGACGAUGCCGGGUUCGACACUGCCAAGCCAGAUUGAAAACUACCAUUCGUUGGUGCCUCUUGACGCCAACCACAAAAGUUCCUCUGUCCUUGGAAACUACAACUCGUGGAUUUAUAAAGCCCAGUCGAACGCGAAUGGCCAUUUUUUUGUUUUAAGAAGGAUAGAAGGGUUCCGCCUGACCAACGAAAUGGCCAUUCGAGCUGGUCAGGCAUGGAAGAAUGUGAUCAGUCCCAACAUCGUACGGACCGUUGAUGUUUUCACCAACCGCGGAUUUGGUGACAGCUCUCUCUUUUUUGCGAUGGAUUAUCAUCCCCUCGCCAAAACGUUGCUGGAAUAUCAUCAUAUAGGCCCACCAGGCCCAAACUGGACACGAUCCACACGAACCAGCAAAGAUCAUGUCACCGAAGCAGUCUUGUGGAGUUACGUUGUUCAGAUUGCGUCGGCCCUGAAAACCAUUCAUGCAAGCGAUCUUGCGGCUCGCGUGCUCGACCCGAGCAAAGUUUUGGUCACGGGGAAGAACCGAGUUCGACUCAAUGGAUGUGGCAUCUUGGAUGUGGUGCAGUACGACGGUGGCGCAAUGCCUGUUGCGCAGUUGCAGAGGCAAGACCUUGUCAACUUCGCCCUUUUAAUUCUUUCGGUUGGCUCUGGGUAUCCAGAUGCGGGCGCCAAUUUUGUCCGUAGUAUGGACAUUUUCAAACGCUUCUACAAGCCUGACUUGCAAAAUGCUGUCGUUUGGCUCUACUCAGCAGUCCAGAAUCAGGAGAAGACAAUUGACCAAUUUCUCACCCUCAUCUCCAACCAGAUGGUGAAAGCAUUCGACGCCUCUCUCCAUGGGGAUGAUGCAUUAUACUCAGAAUUGGCACGGGAGGUGGAAAAUGCACGGCUGGUGCGACUAAUGGCCAAACUCAAUUUCAUCAAUGAGCGACCUGAAUUCGAACACGACCGCACCUGGUCCGAAAACGGAGAGCGGUAUUUUCUGAAGUUGUUCCGGGACUAUGUCUUCCAUCAGGUGGAUAGUCAAGGCCGGCCCGUAGUCGACCUCGGCCAUGUGUUGACCUGCUUGAACAAACUAGACGCAGGCACAGAAGAAAAGAUUACUCUGAUCAGUCGUGAUGAACAGAGUUGUUUUGUGGUCACGUACCGCGAGGUGAAGAAGGGAAUCGAAUCAGCAUUUCAAGACUUGGUGAAGAGGGGUGGUCCGAUGCGUUAG